AUGACGAAUUGCAAGCAGAGGACAUCGGCAUUCCUCCUGCUGGCAUUGGCCUUAAAGAUGCACGAGCUUGCAGCACUGGAGGCGGAAGCAGAGGCGCUGGCUUUGCAGGAACAGAAUCAGUCAGGCAGCCGCAAUACAGACGCUGGAGUGGAUCUCAGCCGCUACUCGGUGUCCUUGGCGGAUGAUUCACGCUCUGCAGAUAGGGCCAUGGCACAGGCGCACCAGUGGGCGGAGCAGGUUUCCUCGGGGGCUUCGGCGAUGCAGAGUGCGCUGGACAGCUAUGAGCCCGGCGCUCGGCCGUUCUCACCCCCGCCCGGCUCGGCGCCUCUCCAGCGCUUCUCGCCCAUCGGGGAGUUUGUGGAGCCGCCAGAGUUUCAGGGGCUGCUGUACUAUGACGGCCUGGAUUCGCUGGGCCGCCCAGUGGUGGUCAUAAACGCGGAUGCUGUGGCUGAGGAGAAACCUGCGCGCAAGGCUGCCUUUAACUACCUGCUGCACCAGCUGGAGCCUGUUGUCAGCCAGGGGCCGUACGUGCUGGUCAUGGUGAACACGGGGCGCAGCCACAAGAGCAACCGCCUGCAGGCCAGCUGGCUUGUGUCGGCCUACCGCGGCCUGUCGAGGCCCUUCCGCAAGAAUGUCAAGUUCAUCAUCCUCGUGAGGCCCAGCAAGCCGCUCAAGGCCUUUCUGACAAUGCUGCGCCCCUUCCUCUCGCGCAAAGCUCACCGCAAGGUCAUCAAGGUGGAAAGUCUGUCAGGCAUUGCAGAAGCCACAGGCAACGAGGUGGCGCUGCAGCAUCUAGGCGCCCGGUUCGCUGCUGCCGCCGGCCGCUCAGUCUCAGACGACCUGUCACUGACUUCGCCCACACUGCGGGGCGGGUCAAGUCCAAUGUUCUCUGCUUCGCCACACUGA
Messenger RNA from Coccomyxa subellipsoidea C-169, 906 nucleotides. RefSeq lists its product as hypothetical. The transcript is spliced from 6 exons. The record is from RefSeq and is a predicted model, not a curated record. NCBI's taxonomy places the organism in Eukaryota, Viridiplantae, Chlorophyta, Trebouxiophyceae, Coccomyxaceae. Bases 1 to 906 code for a protein of 301 amino acids.